Molecule: messenger RNA, 2788 nt
Organism: Erigeron canadensis
Lineage: Eukaryota; Viridiplantae; Streptophyta; Magnoliopsida; Asterales; Asteraceae
Product: ribonuclease II, chloroplastic/mitochondrial
Exons: 14
Coding region: 10-2397 (795 amino acids)
Biological process (GO): mRNA catabolic process
Cellular component (GO): P-body; exosome (RNase complex)
Molecular function (GO): RNA binding; 3'-5'-RNA exonuclease activity
Source: RefSeq, a predicted model, not a curated record
UUAAAAAACAUGGUGGUCCGUACAGGAGUCACCCUACUUCGCUCCACGUCACCGUCAUCUCCGUUGCCGUUAACUGCUUUCCGGCGGUUCCAACAAAUCCGGCCUUAUCCGUACUUACAGUUUUCUCGUUUUUCAAUUUGUAGACCGUUAGUUUUUAGUCAUUUUCACCAUAACGUAAUACGAUAUGGAAAUCGAAGCUAUUCUGUACAAAGCUUCGUCGAUUCUGUGCUCGAAGAGUUCGAAGGGUUACGCAGAAGGAAGAUUCGUGCCGGUAAUAAAUCAUUAUUGACAAACAGUAAGGCGGUUGUUGAUAACAAUCUACAGAAGCAAGUAUUGCAGAAAGGAUUGCUUUUGGAGUUUAAGAAAGAUUCUGAAAGGAUUUUGCUCGCUGUUGCUCAGAAACCUGAUGGAAGGAGGAAUUGGAUAGUUUCUGAUCAGAAUGGUGUUACAACUUCCAUUAAACCACAGCAAAUCACUUAUAUAGUUCCAGGGCUUAUUAAUUUAAAUACCACGCAGAUAUCAGAUUUCAAUCAGAAAGCUCAGGAUAACUUGGAUCCCACACUCCUUGAAUUUGCUUGGAUUGAGCUUCUUGAUAGUAACAAAUCAGUAACAGCUGCAGAAUUGGCUGAGAUGAUCUUUGGCAGUGCUGAACCUCUUGAGAGCUACUGUGCGCAUCUCUUACUAUCAAGAGAUGAAGUUUACUUCACUGUGCUUGACAGCAAAGGCUCUUGUGCUGUCUAUGGUCCUCGGACAACUGUUCAGGUAGAAGAAAUGAAGCGUAAACUGCUUGCUAAGGAGGCGGCCGAGAAAGAGUUUCAAGAGUUCUUACAGUUGCUGAAAUCUGCAAAAUCAAUGCCACCACGUGAUAAACCUUGUAAAGGGUCUUGGCAAGCUGACGAGAAAAACUGGCACAAAAUUGAGUCUCUUGAGGCAUUUGCUAUAGAUGCUUGUAAAGAUGAUGGGCAAAAGAAUACUGCAGGAGCGAUCCUAAAGGCGAUGGGCUUAGCUAAGACGUCUACUUCAGCAGUAAAUCUCCUCAUAGAUAUCGGAUAUUUCCCUGUACAUGUCAAUCUUGAUCUUCUGAAGCUCAACGUACGUACCAGUUAUCCAGAUCAUAUCUUGUCAGCAGCUGACAGACUGCUGCAAGAAUCACUGGAUGCAGACAAGGACAAUAGGAUAGAUCUGACACAUCUGAAGGUAUAUGCAAUUGACGUGGAUGAAGCAGAUGAGCUUGAUGAUGCAUUGAGUGCAACAAAGUUGCAGGAUGGUCGUAUUAAAGUUUGGAUACAUGUCGCUGAUCCAGCUAGCUUUGUUGAGCCAGGGAGCUUGAUUGACAGAGAAGCAUUACGAAGAGGAACAUCUGUUUUCUUACCAACUGCCACCUAUCCAAUGUUUCCUGAAAAACUUGCCAUGGAGGGAAUGAGCUUGCAGCAAGGAACAAAUUGCAGGGCAGUUACAGUGUCAGUUGUACUGCGUUCUGAUGGAAGUAUUGCAGAAUAUGCAGUGAAUAAUUCAAUUAUUAGGCCAACCUAUAUGUUAACAUAUGAGAGUGCAUCCGAGCUUCUUCAUAUGAAUUUAGAAGAAGAGGUGGAAUUGAGAAUUCUUGCAGAGGCAGCAAGUCUUCGGCUUCAGUGGCGGCGUGGACAGGGUGCGAUUGAGACAGGGUCAUUGGAACCUAGAAUAAAGGUGGAAAAUCCAGAUGAUCCAGAACCAUCAAUUAGGUUGUAUGUUGAUGACCAGACGGAUCCUGCUAUGCGACUUGUUUCUGAGAUGAUGAUACUUUGCGGGGAAGCUCUAGCCACAUUUGGUUCUUCUAAUAAGAUUCCAUUACCAUACAGAGGACAGCCCCAGUCGAAAAUUGAUACGUCUGCAUAUGAUCAUCUUCCAGAAGGCCCAGUUCGCAGCUCCGCAAUUGUCAAACUUAUGCGUGCUGCUGAAAUGGAUUAUAGAAAAGCUAUACGGCAUGGUAUUCUCGGAAUUCCUGGUUAUGUACAGUUUACAUCUCCCAUUCGCAGAUAUAUGGACCUCCUUGCUCAUUACCAGGUGAAAGCUUUUCUUAGAGGUGAUGCUCUUCCAUUUACAUCUGGGCAACUGGAAGGGAUGGCUGCAUCUGUGAACAUGAACACUAGAAUAGCAAAGAAACUAUUUAGUAGCAGUCUACGAUAUUGGAUACUAGAGUACUUGAGAAGGCAACCCAAACAAAGAAAAUUUCGUGCAUUGAUCCUUAAAUUCCUUAAAGAUCGCAAUGCGUCUUUACUACUUCUGGAGGUUGGAUUUCAAGCAUCUGCGUGGGUGGGGAUAGGGUCACAUGUUGGUGAUGAAGUGGAGGUUCGGGUUGAAGAAGCUCACCCGCGUGAUGACACCAUAUCAUUCAAAGAAGUAAUACGAGUGACAUGAAUAUCUCCAGGAUCUUAUUGCAAUAUUGCUUAGGCAUCUACACUAUAUAUGACGCAGUAGUAAACAACCUAGUUCAGUUGUUUUUGCAGUUUUGACCCUAAACAGUUAGGAUGGGGUUCAGAUGGGCUAUUAUGUGAACCAAACAGGUACCAAGUCAGAUGCUAAAGACCACACGCAGAAGCCCAAAUUUUUACACUAGCAUAUGUUAGAAAGUCGGUGUCCAAGGUAUAGAAGGUACAUCUCUUGCACAUCGCCAAACAUAGAUUUGUAUUAGCAUAUACUAGAAUUAGGUUCCCAUCAUACAUAAUUUCUUUGUACGCUGAUACAGUGCCACCCAUAUCGAUUAGGAUGGAAUGCUUUCAUCUCUUUCGAAAGCAUUAUUUCAUUGGUC